Molecule: messenger RNA, 965 nt
Organism: Anopheles funestus (African malaria mosquito)
Lineage: Eukaryota; Metazoa; Arthropoda; Insecta; Diptera; Culicidae
Product: cilia- and flagella-associated protein 20-like
Exons: 2
Coding region: 85-690 (201 amino acids)
Biological process (GO): cilium assembly; positive regulation of cell motility; regulation of cilium beat frequency involved in ciliary motility
Cellular component (GO): ciliary basal body; motile cilium
Source: RefSeq, a predicted model, not a curated record
GGCAAAAGUGCCCGCUUGUUCUAGAGAGCGUUCCGCGAGAUAGCAACGCUAAUCCAUAUUACCAGUGCGCUAGUUUGUGGAAACAUGUUUAAAAACACCUUCCAGUCGGGUUUUCUCUCGAUACUGUACAGUAUAGGUAGCAAACCGCUCCAAAUCUGGGAUAAGAAGGUUCGCAAUGGGCACAUCAAGCGCAUCACCGAUCAGGACAUCCAAUCGUUGGUGCUGGAAAUCAUCGGAACGAACGUUAGCACCACGUACAUAACCUGCCCGGCCGAUCCGAAAAAGACGCUCGGCAUUAAGCUUCCGUUUCUGGUGAUGAUUAUAAAAAAUCUAAAGAAAUACUUCACAUUCGAAGUGCAGGUAUUGGAUGAUAAAAAUGUCCGUCGUCGGUUUCGGGCCAGCAACUAUCAGUCGACGACCCGCGUAAAACCCUUCAUCUGUACCAUGCCGAUGAGGUUGGACGAGGGAUGGAAUCAGAUCCAGUUCAAUCUGUCCGACUUCACGCGGCGUGCCUACGGUACCAACUACGUGGAAACGUUGCGUGUACAAAUCCAUGCCAACUGUCGAAUACGGCGCGUAUACUUCUCCGAUCGACUGUACUCCGAGGACGAACUGCCGGCAGAAUUCAAACUGUUCCUGCCAAUCCAAAAACCGCAGUCAAAAGCAAUCGCCCAGCAGCAAGCUUGCUGAACUGAACAGUGCUAGGAUACGGGGCUAGCGUUUUACGCACAAGACUUGAGCGCAUUUUCUUACCUGUAGGAUUAUAAUGUUAAGUUAGUCGAAAUGUCGUAUGCUUCGUUCAACACAUCGGUCAUUUUUUGCAGCUUAAAAUAGUGUUUAAUCCGACCCACGCGUAAGGCUUUUGACAAAAUGGAAAAUGAUUCAAAAGUGUCCUUAACAAAAAAAAAACGAUAAUAAUACACGAAAUGGCGCAUACAGAUAGGCUUAGAUAAGUACAGGAGUGA